CCGGUCGAUGUAUACAAAUAUAUAAAAUCAAUCAAGAUGGCCUCAGGCUUUGAUGAUAGUCAUGAUGCAGCUAUCGGGCCAUUCGAGGGAGUUGAUAUCUACAUACAUCCAGAGUGUAUGUCCCUGAUCCAAGGUUCGCAGCCAAGGACCGAUACAAACAAGGACUGAUACGAACGAUGGGCAAAGAAGGGCGUCCGGCUCUGCUCAGCACCCGAUCAACAUCGCCUUCAACGUCAGCAUCUCUGGUCUUUCUUCUGGCUCUGUGGACGGUAGCACUGCAUCUUGUUUCCUCCGCUCCAAUGCCUAACCUGUCGAUGAAGAUUCCCCAGGUCGGCAACCCAGUCCUCAACGGCUGGUAUGCGGACCCCGAAGCCCGUAUCUUCAACCACAAGUACUACAUCUACCCCACCGUGUCGACAGUGUAUGAGAACCAGACCUAUUUUGAGGCCUUCUCCUCCCCCGAUCUGAAGACGUGGACCAGCUUGGGAAAAGUGCUGGACUUCAAGGACGUCUCCUGGAGCACGAACAGGGCUGCGUGGGCACCCUCAGUUGCCUUCAAGGAUGGGUUAUACUACAUGUAUUUUUCUGCUGGAGACGGAGUUGGGCUUGGGGUUGCACGUUCGAGUUCCCCAGAGGGUCCGUUCAAGGAUGCGUUGGGUAAGCCGUUGAUAUCAGAAUCGUACUUUGGUGCGCAGCCCAUCGAUGCAGAUAUCUUUAUCGACGAUGACGGGAGGAACUAUCUCUAUUAUGGCGGCCAUAGCCAUGGUGUUGUCGUCGAGCUAAAUGAUGACAUGAUCUCCCUCAAGGGGGAGGUUAAGGAGAUCACUCCAAAGGGUUAUGUGGAGGCUCCGUGGAUGUUGAAGCGAAAGGGCGUGUACUACUUCAUGUAUAGCACUGGCGGGUGAGUCUGUUCUUUGUUAUGUUUGCAUUCCAGCUUGAUAUCUCUUUGAAUGACUGGCAUUAACACUGUCAACAUCUUCAAGGUGGGGAGAUAACUCGUACGCAGUGAACUAUGUCACUAGCAAGAGUCCACUCGGUCCCUUUGACGGCGAGCCUGUCAAGAUCUUGCAGGGAAACACCGCAAUUGGAACAGGAACCGGCCAUAACAGUGUCUUCUCGGUCGGGGAUGACUACUAUAUCGUGUAUCAUCGCCGAUUCCCAGACGACAGCGAGAGAGACCAUCGAGCCACAUGCAUUGAUAGAAUGUAUUUCACAGAUGACGGCCGAAUCGAGCCCGUCAA
Molecule: messenger RNA, 1241 nt
Organism: Trichophyton rubrum CBS 118892
Lineage: Eukaryota; Fungi; Ascomycota; Eurotiomycetes; Onygenales; Arthrodermataceae
Exons: 1
Coding region: 177-905 (242 amino acids)
Biological process (GO): carbohydrate metabolic process
Molecular function (GO): hydrolase activity, hydrolyzing O-glycosyl compounds
Source: RefSeq, a predicted model, not a curated record